AAGCCGCUUAAGUCAAGGGGUCUUUGAAUUCUUCACAGUCUAGAGAAUACGUUUCUACGAUGAACUACUUCGUGCCGCUCUGCAUUUUCUUCUGCAUUUGCCUCUGGCAACUCGGCGAUGCUGCCCCCUACAUAAGCGUUCAGUCCAGUUCACGAUCGAGUUCCCAGAAAAUGAUGGGCGGCAUGCUAAGAACAUUAUAUGACUACAAUGUCCAGGACAAUGUGAACGAUUCGAGCGGGCAAUUGGUACACACUCACAAAGCAGACUUCAACUCGGAUGUCAUGAGUCCGCAUGAAGUAGAGAAAGUACGCCACCAACUGGCCAUCUCACCUGUAAUUUACCACCUUUAAAUCUCUUAAGAAGUGUUUGUUUUAUAUGAUUUUAAUACGCAUGCAUCUAUAUUAUAUAUAAUAUAAUUCAUUCAAAUUAUAUGAUAACCAAAAUAAAGUAUUUACCCUAUUAUAAGUGACUAA
This is a messenger RNA of Drosophila yakuba, 473 nucleotides long. It is a transcript of the gene Acp26Ab, whose product is annotated as accessory gland-specific peptide 26Ab. The transcript is spliced from 2 exons. The record is from RefSeq and is a predicted model, not a curated record. Gene Ontology annotation, biological process: mating behavior. The coding region runs from base 60 to 350 and encodes 96 amino acids. Gene Ontology annotation, cellular component: extracellular region. Lineage: Eukaryota; Metazoa; Arthropoda; Insecta; Diptera; Drosophilidae.